This is a messenger RNA of Anopheles moucheti, 632 nucleotides long. RefSeq lists its product as uncharacterized. The transcript is spliced from 2 exons. NCBI's taxonomy places the organism in Eukaryota, Metazoa, Arthropoda, Insecta, Diptera, Culicidae. The coding region runs from base 86 to 235 and encodes 49 amino acids. The record is from RefSeq and is a predicted model, not a curated record.
CCUUCAGUACGGAACCGUCAGAAGUAUUCGUUUCGGUUGCAUGAUUUGAUUCACUUCAAAAGUUUAGAAAAAUAAAUUGGUGUCAAUGUUAAUAGUUAAACCAGACUCAACGCUCAAGUUUCUGCCAUCCGUCAGGCUUAUCAACAACUUGAACAACCGCAAAGGUAGCCGUACGGGAAAUUCCGGCAACCAUCUCGAGUUCCAGGUGCUCACCCAGAUUCAGUACGUACCCUGAGAGCGGUAACUGCCGGAUACCAAGCACACUAGAAUGCAGGAUCGUUCGAGCACAAUGGCCAGACAGAACCAACAGUCGGCAUACGCCAAAGCCCCGGGUGGCGGAAACGUGAAGAAGAGCACCGGCUACCCCAGCAGCAGUCCUACCUCGCAGACGAAAUCCUCCAACGGCACUAAUGCCGGUAACGGUAGCUGGGGUCCACACUUCAAAAAUCGGGAUCAUUUCGUCAGCAUGCACUUCUCGUGAAUAUGUCCACGGGUAAAGUCAUCCCGAGACCUUUGUGUUUAGUGUGAGAUUAUCUUUUUCUUUUAAUGCUAUCUUUGUGUGACAGUAUGGAGAUUUUGUUUUGUGUAAUAAAACCCAUUAAAUUAUUCGUAUAUUGAAUAAGACUGCAUAA